AUGAACCGGGACAGAUCGGUACCGGGGCCCGGAACGGACGGGGUCCAGACCGUGAUAAGCCGGGAAAGAGUCGCACCUGGGCCUGUGGUGGACGCGGUUCAGUCCGUCAUGAGCCGGGACAGAGCGGUGCCUGCGCCCGGUGGAGACGGGGUCCAGACCGUGGUGGGCCCGGACAGCGCAGACAUGCUGGACGGAGCUGCUGCCGGGGAGAAGAGGCUCUUCUCCGGUGCGGUGAACGGAGGCAGAGACGCUCAGGCCGUGGAGAACCACACGGAACCUCCGCCGACCAACCCGGUGUUGGCCCCGCCACAGCAGGGCCCGACCGGGCACCGGACCACCUCCUUCUCCGUCCUGGACAUCCUGGACCCAAACAAGUUCACGAGCAACCGGCGGCACGGACAGCAGCACGCGAGCCGGGCCGAGCGCGAGCGUGAGCGCGAGCUGGGCUCGUACGGAGCGGAGAACAGGAGAGCGGGAACCGGGGAGCGCGAGCCCAGCCUCGAGCCCAGCAAAGGCUGCUACGGUGCUGAUGAAUACCAGAGCAAGGAAGGAUUUGUGUACAGAAGUCCAGAUGAGGAUGACUACCACAGAUCUGGGACCCCAGACUCAGAGGCUGCAGAUGAGCCCUACAGCAGUGAGGAGAGCAGCUCGGCUCUGCCCGGUAACGGAGACAGAGGUCUGAGCCAGCACGGCCACCAGGACCUCAACGCAGACACCAAAAGCCCCGGAGGAAGCUCCUCAGGCCAGAUCAGCAACUCCCAGAGCAACGGGGGCCAGGGCUCCCAGGGCAAGCCUAAGAGGAAGCGCUCUGGCUCAGACGCCAAGUCGGGGAAGCCCCGCAGAGCCCGGACUGCCUUCACCUACGAGCAGCUGGUGGCACUGGAGAACAAGUUCAAGUCCACGCGCUACCUGUCAGUGUGCGAGCGGCUCAACCUGGCGCUGUCCCUCUCCCUCACUGAGACACAGGUCAAGAUCUGGUUCCAGAACCGCCGGACCAAGUGGAAGAAACAGAACCCCGGCGCAGACACCUCCGCCCCCACCGGAGGAGGGGGAGCAGGGGGAGGCGGGGGAAUGGGGGGGGGCAUGGGGGGCCUCAGCCCUCUCAGCCCGUCCCCUCCCGUCAGCGGGCACCUGGCCAUGCACGCUGGCUACGCGGGCCACCAUCACCCCUCCGCCGGCAGCCUGGUCCAGCUGCCUUUCCUCACCGCCAGCCACGUCCUGUCCCCCUUCAUGCUGGGGACGCAGAGCUACGCUGCGCCCGCCUUCUACAACACACACCUGUAG
This is a messenger RNA of Scomber scombrus (Atlantic mackerel), 1284 nucleotides long. RefSeq names its product NK1 transcription factor related 2-like,b (gene nkx1-2b). Gene Ontology annotation, cellular component: nucleus. Bases 1 to 1284 code for a protein of 427 amino acids. Lineage: Eukaryota; Metazoa; Chordata; Actinopteri; Scombriformes; Scombridae. The transcript has 3 exons. Gene Ontology annotation, molecular function: RNA polymerase II cis-regulatory region sequence-specific DNA binding; DNA-binding transcription factor activity, RNA polymerase II-specific. The record is from RefSeq and is a predicted model, not a curated record. Gene Ontology annotation, biological process: regulation of transcription by RNA polymerase II; cell differentiation.